AUGCGCGACUGACACGACGGGGCCUCGACAAGCUGCUGCAGUGACAUAAAGGCGUCUUUCAAAGGGGAUCUUUGACCCACACUGUCUUCUCGGCGUGUUUUCUGACCGCCUUUCCAAAUUUAUCGCCUUCUGGAGAACAAAAGGUUGCAAGUGAAAAUGGCGCAGGUGGAAGUCCAAGACGAGAGCACCAAAAAACCGACAGAGGAAAUCACGGAGGAGCAGUUCCUGAAAGAUCUUUACUUUUUCAUGAAGAAGCGGGACACGCCGAUAGAGAGGAUCCCCAAUCUGGGCUUCAAGCAAAUUGAUUUAUUUUUGAUGUUCAAGACCGUCGAUGACUUGGGUGGCUACCAUCAGGUGACAUCUCAUCAGCUGUGGAAACGGGUCUACAACACGCUGGGAGGAAACCCCCGCAGCACAAGUGCAGCCACUUGCACCCGCAGACACUAUGAAAAGUUGCUUCUGCCUUACGAGUGUCAGCUGAAAGGCAUAUUGCUGAGCUCCAUGCCGCAACAUCAGUCGAGGCCCUACCGCGACCCCAAAGACAAUAUGGGCCUUAGGCCGACCAAACGUGGGCUCGUAAUGCCGUCACUGGUAAACUGCUUCCAACCGGAUCCACAUGGGAAUAUCUACUCUCUCCCUUUCCCUUAUUACCCAACUGGGUGGCCAGCUUACCCACUUCUGCCAAAUGUUAUGUCUAUUUCGUCCCCUGUAACACCACCACAUAUCCCCCCUCCUCCCAAGAUCCCAUGUCUCCCCCCCAACCCGACUCAUCAGGACACAGUGAACAUGGUUGAAGAGCGUAUAGAUCACCUGCGUAGGCUGGCGAAGGAGUACAGGCACUCAACUGGAUUGUCAGCCUCUGAACCCCUGAACCUGAGCACGAAAGCUCCAGCUCGAGAGCCCGACAUCAACACUGACCCUCCCUCGUCAUUCGGCCCACCUUCGUCCAGCAAGACCCCAAAGUUUCUGAACAAGCCGUCCACGCUCUACUCCCCCCUUAGCUCAGGCGUAAUAAAAAGUGACGGAAGCGAGACCCAUGAGUCUGUCGAAAGUGUCCCAAUCCUCUCUGAGUCCAAGAACAAAGAGAGCAGCGACACCAACGUCCAACCCCCGACGCCCUCAGACAGCCCCAUAUUAAUUUCUGCUCUGACGCCAGAACCAAACAAAGACGUCCUCGAGACAACACCGAAACCCGGCUCUCUGAAAGCAGACUCUCCAGUCCAGCCGCCAGAGGACAGAGAGGCCAGGACGGAAGCGGAGGGUUUCAAUCUCAGUCACGUUCUUCAUAGGAUACCCAAAGACGAGGAGGGCAAGAUGGAAAUCGAGGUACCGCUGUCCGUGGUUCGUAACUGGCUGAGGUUUUACGGUCCUUCAGCGAAGCUGCCCGAAGCGAAACAGCUUCCCGUCCCAGAUUACGACGUCUCUGUGGGGAAAAAACGUGUGUUGGAUGUAGACAUUCUCCCGAAAGACCACAAAACACCUCAUAGUCCUCAACGCCAGAGCUCAGCUGAGGACCUGAGACUAUGGAACAAACCAGGACUCAAUCCAAACGCUCAGGCAGAUCAUCAGCAGGAGAGCCACCUCCCCAGCUGCAAGACUUCCGGUGGUCUUCUGAGAAAAGUCGAAGGUGGCCGGAACGUCUGGCCACUCAACCAGCAGGAUAUCAACAAGCCAUACAAGCUCAAGACAACAGAGUUCAGAGAUGCCUGUUCCAAAGAGACGAUGGCUCCUCGCAGCCCGGUGAAACCCGAAUGCAGUCCUCCAAGAAGGUCUUCCAAGUUCCAAGUGGAAGACCUGCUGCAACGAGGGAGGCAGAGGCUGGAAGUGGAGCCUUCAGCCGUGCUGAUGCUGAACUCCAGCCCCGCGUCCGUGUUUCCUCUGACCACCGACCAGAUGAUGAAGCUGCAGAACAUCAUCUCAAGUUCAUCGUGACGAUCAGGGAAGGACCCCCAACACCACAUUUAAGCUGCCUCCCAUUAUUAACUCAACUCGAAGCGUCUUAUUAGCGUCGUUGCGCAUCCGGACGACGUCUGUGCGCCAUUAAUGAAGAUUAGCAGGACGGCAAAGUCAGCAUUUUGAAUGGAUACAUUGUAAUCAAAGUAAUUUGCAUGAUUUUCAGUAUUAAUGGCACAAACAUGAGGAAAAAUAUAUAUGCAUAAACAUUCUUAUUUUUUCCCCCCACAUUUAUAAUGUGAAGAAUGAUUAGUUUCAUUUGUCAAGAUCUUUGAAUAAAAUAAACAGCAGGGGAAAUAAUUCCUAUUAUACUUCAUAAACCCAGUGUCAUAAUAAAUAUCAGAAGAUGGAGGUUAAAGUCAUGCAUAUUAAAAAGUAAAAGAUUUAAACUCUUAUUCUGCUUAGAAUUAAGAGAUUAUUCUUUCAUUUAACAUAUGGAAAUUACUGUAAAGAUGUAAAUAAUUUUUUUUAAACUACGUUUUUAUUAUUUUUCCCUAAUACAGUUUUUUUUAUUAUUAUUAAACUUUCCACGUCUUUCUUUUGAAAUGUGUGAAAUAAAAAAAAAUGAAUGUAAUUCUAACAGUGAGAAAAUUAAAGGCACAAUGUAGCAGAAUGUGAUUUGAAGAAAAUGUCUUCAUCAACAUUAAAUUAUCCUGUAAAUGUAUGUGACUUGUACACAAAUUUGAUUGUGAAAAUCAAAUAAAUGCCAUUAAAAAUC
Molecule: messenger RNA, 2671 nt
Organism: Poeciliopsis prolifica (blackstripe livebearer)
Lineage: Eukaryota; Metazoa; Chordata; Actinopteri; Cyprinodontiformes; Poeciliidae
Gene: arid6
Product: AT-rich interaction domain 6
Exons: 6
Coding region: 157-1932 (591 amino acids)
Biological process (GO): regulation of transcription by RNA polymerase II
Cellular component (GO): nucleus
Molecular function (GO): transcription cis-regulatory region binding
Source: RefSeq, a predicted model, not a curated record